Messenger RNA from Durio zibethinus, 777 nucleotides. RefSeq lists its product as uncharacterized. The record is from RefSeq and is a predicted model, not a curated record. Lineage: Eukaryota; Viridiplantae; Streptophyta; Magnoliopsida; Malvales; Malvaceae.
AUGAGCAGGAGGGUGUUGAAUGUGGACUUUAGAGGGUUCAACAGAAAGGAAGUGAAGUAUGACUGGAAGAGGAAAGUGGGUACUUACCUGCCAGACCAAGGAUCCACUGUCGUUAGUUCCAUUCUUUUCCUACCCUUUCAAGGCGAAUAUUACAUUGAGGCUACUAUAUCCAGUUGCAUGGCCUGGUUUACUGCAGCAGUAUCAUCGGGGGCUCGUCUUGUCUUUGUCGAUAUCCAAACAGAACAGAUCGUGACCUGGGAGAAAAUCAUUCCUAGUGGAAAGGAAAUAAGUCGAGGGAAGCAACAAAACCCCAGAACUGUAGAAUUUGCGCAAGGCAUAAGGCUAUUGUUCCUACCAGGAGUUGGUGAAGUUUUACUUGAAAUGAUACCAGAACCAGAAGCAGCUCGAUUUGGAAUGGACAUAAAACGGACAGACGAGGGAUUUAUUUGCGUCUACUCAGUAACAAAGGGUUCAGCUGCCGAUAGUGCUGGGCUUCGGCAACUACUUGAAGAAGCGAAUGCCAAAAGGCAUCUGCUUGUUAUCUCUCGAUUAGAAGGCAAGAGUCUAAUGCCAUCGAGUGUUAGCUCUGCUGGGCUUAUAGACUGUUGUGAUCAUGAUGAAAUAAAGGACACCCUAACUUCAGCUAUCGACCGAAUGGAUAUAAUUCAACUCCAUAUCAUGGCCUGGCCUAACCAAACUCGUCCUGACACCCAGCAAGCAAUCCCUGCUGCCACCUUCUGGCCACCAAAUGGAUAUUAUCACUCACCACCACUGUGA